Messenger RNA from Leguminivora glycinivorella, 801 nucleotides. Its product is annotated as A disintegrin and metalloproteinase with thrombospondin motifs 19-like. Gene Ontology annotation, biological process: proteolysis. Gene Ontology annotation, molecular function: metalloendopeptidase activity. Bases 17 to 730 code for a protein of 237 amino acids. The record is from RefSeq and is a predicted model, not a curated record. NCBI's taxonomy places the organism in Eukaryota, Metazoa, Arthropoda, Insecta, Lepidoptera, Tortricidae. The transcript is spliced from 4 exons.
AUCUAACUCCAGACUGAUGAAAUAUGGCAAAUCGUUUAGGUACACAGAACCUAAAGAAAUAUCAAUCCCUGUAAUGAUUCACAUGGACACAGCGAUGACAUACCAAAUGGCCAAAACAAAGGGGUACAAGAAAUCAAAAGAGGGACGAAGAAGAUUGAAUUUUGCACCCAAACUUAUCUUACGAGAUGUUGAGAAGAUAUUAAGAAGUUUAGAUGAGAGAAUACAUGUGAAACUAGUGAAUGUUAAAAUAGUGACGAAUCAGACGCUAGAUAUGGAUGAAAAUGUUAGUGAUUAUUUGAGAAAUUAUUGCAUGUGGCAGAAAAGUAUGAAGGUCAAGAGAGGUCAGCCGUAUUUUUCGGUUUUGCUGACUGGUCUCGAUGUGUAUUAUAUUGGGAAGAAUGGGAAGAAAGUUAGAGAGAGCACAGGGCGUGGCUACAUGGGCAGGAUGUGCAGCACGCAUCGAAGCUGCGCCGUGGUGAAGUGGAAUGAGAGAGACUUGGUGUAUCUUCUGGCACAUGAGAUCGCUCACAGUUUGGGUGUAUACCAUGACGGGUUUAAAAACAGCUGCCGCACAGGCUUCAUCAUGGCUUCUCAGUACAGUCGGCAAAAUGUGCCACAGCACUGGUCUACUUGCAGCAAAACUCAUCUUGAGGAGUUCUUAAGGAACAAGGAGAAAUCAUGGUGUGUAAACACGAAAUUUAAAAAGAUUGCCAGAAGGAAGAGAAACUAAAAUGACAUGGAUGUUAACUUUGAUAAAAAUGCUAAAAAAUAAGUAAUUUAUUCUUGGUUUAGUCUGGCAGA